AUGAAGGUCAUCACCGCUAUCACUGCUCUCCUGUUCGUCGGAGCCGCGACCGCCGACGUCCAAUCUAAGCCUUUCAACUUGGUCAUCCAAUCCGCCAAGAAAUCCAUCAACGGCCAAAAGCUCGCGGCCUGCCACUCCGGCGCCGCUAUUGAGUCUCUCUGCCUAGCGGGCGGUGGCUCCAACUUCCACCUUAACACCACCGCGGGUGAGGAAACCCCGAUCAAGGGCCAAGGCCCCCCCGGAACUCUAGUCUGGAGGCUCCCCUACACCGGCGAGGACAACAAAAUUGAGUACGAGUCCGAGCCCAUGAGCUUCUACAGUGACCCCUCCACCAACGUAGCCAUGCCCUUGUUUGAGCCUGGUUAUGACACGCAGUCAGUCAUGUUCGAUAAGAAUGGCCAAAUGGGUAUCUACAGUUAUCUUGAUGAUACCGUUACCCCGCCUACUGGUGACAACGUCAAGAUUCUGCGGAAUUGGUAUAUCUGUGAGACUUACUACAGCGCUUAUACCUAUCAAACCCUUAACUGGGUGUUGGGUGAUGCUAAGGCUAAGCCUCAGAACCCGAGCUGUGUUAAGGUGGUGGUUGAGCGCAAGUUUAUUUAG
Messenger RNA from Penicillium atrosanguineum, 603 nucleotides. RefSeq lists its product as uncharacterized. NCBI's taxonomy places the organism in Eukaryota, Fungi, Ascomycota, Eurotiomycetes, Eurotiales, Aspergillaceae. The record is from RefSeq and is a predicted model, not a curated record. The transcript is spliced from 2 exons. Bases 1 to 603 code for a protein of 200 amino acids.